UGUUGAAUGGAAGGUGCUCAGCCGGAGUGUUCUUAUCGACCAAAUGGAGAGCGUACACCGUCAAGUUGCUAGAAUUACGAUAAGCUAAACCUAUAACCCCACUGGCUCUUCAUUCAGGGAGAGAAUCCCUUAAUGGGGUGCUUUCUUUAGCCACACAGUAGUGACCUCGGAACUUGGACUGGUCUCUCCUGAUAACAUGGCCAAAGGAUGUGAGACGAAGCCUUACCAUCCUUGCGUCUAAAGAGCAUUGGCUGUGCUGUUUCCAAGAAAGACUUGUUUGUUCCUAUGGCAGUCCAGAGUUGUUAAAGAGUUGAAGACACCUUGCUUGAAGAUGAAGGAUAUAACAUUUUAGAGGAAGAGCUUUUUAUUUUCUCCUUUCAAAGUUUGUUGAAGUCUCUAGUUACUGCUUUCAAUCAAGCCUGACCACUUCAUCAGAAAUGUUUUUUACAAUUUCAAGAAAAACUGUGUCCCAGAAACUGAGUUUAUUGCUGCUUGUAUUUGGACUUAUUUGGGGAUUAAUGUUGUUGCACUAUACUUUUCAACAACCAAGACAUCAAAGCAGUGUCAAGUUACGUGAGCAAAUACUAGAUUUAAGCAAAAGAUACGUUAAAGCCUUAGCUGAGGAAAAUAAGAACACGGUGGAUGUCGAGAAUGGUGCUUCCAUGGCAGGAUACGCGGAUCUGAAGAGAACAAUCGCUGUCCUUUUGGAUGACAUCUUACAACGCUUAGUGAAGCUGGAGAGCAAAGUCAACUAUAUUGUUGUGAAUGGCUCCGCUACUAACAGCACCAAUGGUACUAGUGGAAAUCUGGUGCCAGUAACCACAAAUAAAAGAAUAAAUGCGUCAGGCAGCAUCAGAUAGCAGUUGAAGAUCACCUUGUGCUGCUGUGUCCACCAUGGAUUAUAUCCUCUGACAGAAAGCUUUUUAAUGGCUGGUUAGAAGACAGAGUAGAAACCUGUCAAUAAAAGCUCUAUGCAUUUUCAAGGAGUAUGCUGGAUUCAUGGAACUCUAAAUUCUGUAUAUAAAGUUUGCUUUCAGGCAAGUCUGUUCAGUGCUGUAUUAUAUUGUUAAAAGAAAUUUGGUAACAUGGUUGAUGUAGUAAGCAGGUAGGUGAUCUUUGUAUAAACCUUUUUUGUGUGUUUAAAAUUCAAGUGAAACAACACUGAAAGACAUGGUUUCAUUUCUAUAUUUAAAAUAAAACUUGCUUUUCAGAUAAGUGGAGAAUAUUGUCAUUGAAUUAUUCUGUCACUUGUUCUCAACAGAUGUAACCGUUUGACUAGUGCUUUCUGAAAAUGUGCUUACUUCCACUACUAUAUUUGUUACUCAGAUUAUGGGCAAAGAAAGGAAGCAUAAUGUUGAAAGUAAUGUUUUGAAAUUAUGACCCAAAGAAUGUUUUCAUUUGCACUAUCUUUCAGAAUACCUGAAAGUUAAUUAUAUUUUUAAAAAUUACAUUUGUAGGUAUAUAAUCUUGAAAUGGGUAGCAGCCACUGUCCGUAACCUAUUUGAAAAUGGGGGCAACUUAAUAACAAUGUCACAGUAAUUAUCUCUAGACUCAUAGUUAAUACUUUCUUACAUAUAUUCUAAGGAACAGAAGAUAUUUUUAUGAUGAGAUUAAGUCAUGGUUUUCAUAUUCAUGAAAUUUAAUUAAAAAACCUGACCCUUUGUGUGUCUGUGCUAGCUAUCAGGAGGGCACAUUAUCUCCAUAUUUGGGUUAUUUUUGCUCUUAAUCUAUUGGAGGGAAGUGACUUGAGAUUCUUGAUAGACUGGAACUCUGGAGGACCUUAGCCAGUUGUAUAUAGUAAAGGAAAAUGUUAACAUAUAAGGAUAUCGUACUUUAUGGAAUUUUGUAUUUAUAUAACAGAUACAUUAGAUUCUAAUUUUAUAUGAUGAUCAAUUGAAAAUAAAAUAAGAGCAUUUAAAAUAUAUAAUUUAAAUUAUAAAGAUAGACUAUCAGAAAAAAACAGCUCUUGUGUCUAGCACAAGAGAUUCUAAUUAUAGGUAAUUCUAAUAUAAAGCAAAAUAUACUUUUAUUUAAACAUCCCUGUAGCACAUCGAAUUACCAUAAUGGUACCCUCUAUGUCAUAGUUUUUAUUCUCCAUAAUAACUGCUUACAUGCAGGUAAAUUUUAGAUCUAGACUAUAUUGAAUCUAGUUUUAGAUACUGUUUAUUAUUAAAAUAUGCUACUAUAUGUAGUGGCAGUACUUAUAAUAUUUUAUUAAAAUAAGGAUCAGAAAAUACUGUUUUAUUGAAAGGUAGUCCUCCAAACCCUUUAUUCUGUAUUCUACCUUUAUGUGAAGAAAUUAAGUAUAUACUAUUGCCAAGUGAAAUUUGGAAUAAUUGUUCAGUCUUCGGUUACUAAUUGUGAACAUCUUUGGUUUUUGUUUUCAGGAUAAAAUAAACUAUAUUUAUACUUAAAA
Messenger RNA from Echinops telfairi (small Madagascar hedgehog), 2416 nucleotides. It is a transcript of the gene CCDC126, whose product is annotated as coiled-coil domain containing 126. Bases 438 to 860 code for a protein of 140 amino acids. The record is from RefSeq and is a predicted model, not a curated record. The transcript has 4 exons. Lineage: Eukaryota; Metazoa; Chordata; Mammalia; Afrosoricida; Tenrecidae.